This is a messenger RNA of Zophobas morio, 1149 nucleotides long. RefSeq names its product serine/arginine repetitive matrix protein 2-like. NCBI's taxonomy places the organism in Eukaryota, Metazoa, Arthropoda, Insecta, Coleoptera, Tenebrionidae. The transcript has a single exon. The record is from RefSeq and is a predicted model, not a curated record. The coding region runs from base 1 to 1149 and encodes 382 amino acids.
AUGAGGAAUAAGAUGAAGACUAAGAUGAAGACUAAGUUGAAGACUAGGAUGAAGACUAGGAUGAAGACUAAGAUGAAGACUAAGAAGAAGACUAAGAAGAGGACUAAAAUAAUGGCUAAAUUAAAGACUAAAAUGAAUACUAAGAUGAAGGUUAAGAUGAUGACUAAAAUGAGGAUUAAAAUGAGGACUAAGUUGAACACUAAAAUGAAGACUAAGUUGAAGAUUAAAAUGAAGACUAAGAUGAAAACUGAGAUGAAGAUUAAGAUGAGGAGUAAGAUGAAGAUUAAGACGAAGACUAAGAUGAAGACUAAGAAGAAGACUAAAAUGAUGACUAAGAUAAGGACUAAGAAGAAGACUAAAAUAAAGACUAAGAUAAUGGCUAAGUUAAAGACUAAGAUGAAGACUAAGAGAAAGGCUAAGAUGUUGACUGAAAUGAAGACUAAGAUGAAGCCUAAAAUAAAAGCUAAGGUGAAGAUUAAAAUUAAGAAUAAUAUGAAAACUGAGAUGAAGAUUAAGAUGAGGACUAAGACGAAGACUAAGAUGAAGACUAAGAUGAACACUAAGAUGAACACUAAGAAGAAGACUAAAAUGAUGACUAACAAUAUGACUAAAAUGAAGAUGAAGACUAAGAUCACCACUAAUAUGAACACUAAGAUGAAGAUUAAGAUGAAGGCGAAGAUGAAGACUAAAUUGAAGACCAAAUUGAAAAAUAAAAUAAAGUCUAAGUUGAAAAUUAAAAUGAAGACUAAAAUGAAGACUAAAAUGAGGACUAAGAUAAUGGCUAAGAUAAGGAAUAAGAUGAAGACUAAGAUGAAAGCUAAAAUAAAGACUAAGUUGAAGAUUAAAAUGAAGACUAAGAUGAAAAUUGAGAUGAAGAUUAAGAUGAGGACUAAGAUGAAGACUACGAUGAAGAUUAAGACGAAGAUCAAGAUAAGGACUAAGAAGAAGACUAGUAUGAAGACUAUGAUAAUGGCUACGUUAAAGGCUAAGGUGAUGACUAAAAUGAGGAUUAAAAUGAGGGCUAAGAUGAAACCUAAUAUGAAGGCUAAGAUGAAGAUUAAAAUGAAGAUUAAAAUGAAGACUAAGAUGAAAACUGAGAUGAAGACUAAGAGGACGACUAAGAUGAAGACUACGAUAAAAGCUGGAUGA